GAUCAACAUUAACUCCUGGAGGAUCAAGACCCGGUUCCAGACCAGGAUCAAGGGCAGGAUCUAAACCACCAUCUAGGCACGGAUCAAAUCUUUCUUUAGAUAGCACCGACGAUGUUUCAACGCCAUCUCGCAUUCCGAUGCGUAAAGUGACUAACACAAGGGCGUCAGUAGCCCGCGCGGCCGCCACUGCCAGCAAGCUCGGCGCCAGCACGCCCAAUGGGGGCUCCCGGCCCAGGACACCCACUGGACUGCUCACCCCGGCUAGUGGAAGGUUUACAAGUGGAGGGAUAUACCGCACUUCCAGUAUACCGACACUGUCCCCGGUGCCGGCGCUCGUGAGGAGCGGCUCGUUUGCCUUCGCCGAGGGACAAACGCCCGGCCGAAGUCGCAUACCGGUUCUAAAGGACCAGCACACUAACAGUAACCUUACUAGGCAAAGGACGCCUUCGGGCAGCAGCACGCCGGUGCGUCCGGGCCAGCAGACCGCCACCUCGCGACUGCUCAGAAAGAAGUCAGACGCGUCAGAUAGCGGAGCUCCUACUACGCCUCUGACACGACGCGGGACUCCGGCGAAUCGAACUACGGAAAAACGCGAACCAUUCCGACUGUAAACGAAUUUUGACUCGACUAAUCGACAAAAUUGGGUAGUUAUUUCUCAAUUUUGUCGCUUAUCGAUAUUAUACUGUGUUAUGACAGACGCUUUGAUACAGAGUUAAUAUAUUUCAAAUGAUUAUUUGCGUUUUUAAACAAUAUAUUAGCCAGAUAUAAAAUUUGCAUAUUAAAAAAAUUAGAAAAACCACAAAAAUAAAGUAUCAAAGGGUCUAGCUUAGUACAUUAAGUGCCGAUAUGUCUAUUGGAUUAUACUAACAUUAAAAUUAACCUGUUCGCGAAUGAAGCAAAGCUUUUAAAGAAUUUGCGAAUGUGGCUUUUAAAUAGGAACAACGAUGAUAGUAGUGAACAUAAAGUCUGCACUCGUUGCCUUGUACUGCUUUUCUACAAUCCAUGCAAAUUACGUUUUACUUAUUUGUAUUGCCAGUAUUUAUUCUCUGUAGAAUCCAAAACGACAUUUUCUUUCGUACAUUGCCUUGUGAAUACGUUAUUCUUAUUUAUUGUCGACGUUGCCAUAAUUGUUAGUGUAUUUUUUUGUAUGUUAAAUACGUAUAGAGUCUCUCUGAGGCCGCAGGAGUGAGAGUUGAAAAGAAUUCUUUGUAUUUAUUUCUUUAGGGACCAUUUUGUUUACGGAAUAUUGACUAUACUCGAUCACCGUCCACGGGUUUCCUUCUCGCGGACGUCGCGGUAGUUUCGCCAGACUACUGUGUCGUUGCAGGCUGGAAAUCGGUCGUUGGUGAUCCUUUAACGUGAUAAUAGGUAUAUUAAUUCAUUUUUUUGCACAAUCAUGGUUCUUUUGUCGUUUUUUUGUGUUCAAAUGAAUGCUGUUUUAAUUUGACAAUUGUCAUUUUAGGUAUAUAUACUUUCGUAUGUGAUUUAUUUAUACUACGAUUUCUGCACAAUGUUUUGUAUGUGAGUAGGUGGUGUAGCGGGAGAUGGAGGUGUGUAGAGACUGUCGCCAGAGUCUCGUCACGCCGACAUCGACCUGCUUCUAAGUAAAAAAUUCCAUAGCGGACUUUAAUUUUAAGAGAAGUAACUAAAGUACACUUGUCGAAAAAAGACAUUUCCUUAAUAAAGCUUAGAAUACUUUUAAUAUAUAAAAUAAAGAACGCUUAAAAUGUAACCUUCCUUCAUUUAUAAAUGUUAACCAACACUCACAUUUAUUUGUUAAUUUAAUUAUAAAUCUGACUUUACGAUUAAAAUCUUAUUAUUAUUAGUAACUAUUGUAAAACUAUUAAUCUGGUCAUUUUUAUUUAAAUCAUUGUUGUAUUUGUUAAAUAUAAAAUGAAAGCAAAUUUACUAAGCUUGCAAUAUUUUUUGUAUAAAAUAAUGAUUCUUAAGAGCAACAGUUUUAAAAAUCUCAUUAUUGAUUUCAGAAUAAACAAAUAACAAUUA
Messenger RNA from Papilio polytes (common Mormon), 2004 nucleotides. RefSeq lists its product as uncharacterized. Bases 138 to 611 code for a protein of 157 amino acids. The transcript has 5 exons. The record is from RefSeq and is a predicted model, not a curated record. NCBI's taxonomy places the organism in Eukaryota, Metazoa, Arthropoda, Insecta, Lepidoptera, Papilionidae.